This is a messenger RNA of Diachasmimorpha longicaudata, 2968 nucleotides long. Its product is annotated as lisH domain-containing protein ARMC9-like. The record is from RefSeq and is a predicted model, not a curated record. The transcript is spliced from 11 exons. Gene Ontology annotation, biological process: cilium assembly. NCBI's taxonomy places the organism in Eukaryota, Metazoa, Arthropoda, Insecta, Hymenoptera, Braconidae. Bases 127 to 2163 code for a protein of 678 amino acids. Gene Ontology annotation, cellular component: centriole; ciliary tip; ciliary basal body.
AUGACUCCAGACACAGGACAUUUAUUGAUUACUUCUACAGCCCCGCAUUGAGGGGAAAAACAAACUCUCGUAGUCCUAAACAAAAACAUUGUGGUAACGACGGAGAAGCCAUGAGGAGCCCCAAAGAUGUCUGAAUCGCAGUUCAACAACAAAUUAACCGAAGAAAUUACGACUGAAAUAACGGAAGUCGAGGAAAUCGAAUCUCCGUCAUCAGCAUCGAAUUGCGAGCGUUCGUUUCCCCCGGAAGUACCGGGGAUUUCCUCGACGAUGAAUCCAAAAUUCGAUUCCCUGACGUCAAAUGACCGAGAUAUACCAGAUUUCCUGGCAAACGAGAGAAAGAUCGAAGCCCACAGGUAUUUAGUGUCGAAAAGUACCCAAACCCAGUGGAAAGAUCAAGGAGGUGACCUAUUAACAAGUGAAUUGACCAGUCCAACAACUCCUCGAGCAAAGAAACCCUUACAAGCACCUCCCAACAGGCACAGCCAAGAGCUCAUGCUGACGAGAUCGCAGUUGUCAAACGUCCACCGAAAAUAUCAACAGCUGAAAAUACGAUUUCAUCGGCUCCACACCGAUUACUACAAAUUAAUGAGCAUAACCGGUGAAUUAACGUCGUCACUGUCGAGCUCAAUUCAUCAUGAGCCAGUAUCGAUAGAGGCAACGUUGAAAAAUUGCAUGAGAAUUUACCCAGAUUUGUUCGACAAGAACAUUCGCGACAGCAAGAUUUCUCUGUGCGAUAGUGAUAAUUACGAGAGAAACGGUAACAAGUCGGUUCUGGUGACAGUGCCACUUCUGCCAAAGCAGCUGAACUAUAGGAAGAUUAAAUUUCAUCUCAUCAGUGGAAAUGUCAGGGUAAAACUGUUGCUCCUCCAGGCACUGAGGUGGAAGAUCACUCUGAGUCAACCGGACGAGAGGGACGAGAUUGUUAAUGAGUUUAUCAACAGCGAUUUGCUCGGUCUGCAUGGGCAGAUCGCUGGGGACUCAGGGAGAGCUAUUCUCCCUUAUUUGCUGGUACCUCUCGAUGUUGUACAGCCACACCCGGUCCAGCAGUCUGCUGCCAGACUGUUGAACACUUUUGCUUCCUUGAAAUGCGGAAGGGAUUAUCUUGCGAUGGGACCCACGGUGCUGAAUGUGGUGGUACAGUGCCUCGAUAGUACCCAGGCAGACUCGAUAGACGCAUUCACCUGCGAUAUGAUAAUCGCCAUGCUGCAAAAACUCUCGUUGAGAAGACAUCAGCGAUUAUACAUGAUUGCCUCUGGCCUCGUUGAAUGGCUCAUUCAUCAUCUGAAAGCCGAGUGCCACUCAAUGGGCUCGUACAGGCUUGAGUAUGCUACUGCUUUGUUAAUGAACCUAUCGUUGCAUAAAGAGGCGCAGAUAAGAGCCGCAGCUAUCGCUACCAUGGUCAUGUCCACCCUGAUUGCCUUGUUAUCUACUGAACAUUUGCCAGCAUUACCGUACAUAAACGGGGCAUUGAACAGCUUUCUCGCUAAUAGCUCCAUCAAUGAGGAAGCCAAAUUAAUGGGACUUGGACCUAUUCUGGAGUAUCACCGGAAGCACAGAACCGGAGAAUUGAGAAAACACUUGGAGUAUAUUCUUAUGAGACAUCGAAGACAACCAAAUGAAACGAUCGAAGAAUUAUUGAACGACGAUGACGAUCGGGAAGAGUUUGAUGUUCUUGAAGAUGAGUUGGAUGAGAUGGACCCGGUGAAAGUCAACAUUGGGGACCUCUUUGGCGACACAUUGUUAUCAAGUUGCUAUUCCUUAGCUACCGAUCUCCCUCCUGAUAGCCUUGACGUACUACAGGCGAAAUCACCGACUGUGGUGCAACGCAUUUCAGAGUCUAUUUUAAGUGAAUUGAAAGAUAGAGAGGAUGAUGUAGAGGAUGAAACAAUCAACCGGAAGAAUCUAUCCUCCAGGGAAAGUUCCACAAAUGCAACGACUGCGGUAGCGUCUGGCGAUCCAAUUCAAGUUGAGAAUGAAGUGGGCAGUAUCCCAUCAUUUGGUGCGGCUGAAGUGACGCGGAUGAACGAUUCAACUCGAAAUGAUGAGGAGGAGGCGUUCGCGGCGAAGCCCAAGAUCACGCGCACUCCACCUCCAUCAGCCGCAGCACAUGGAAUAAUCAGCAAUUCAUCGAGGACUUCACCAAUCAGGGUACGGCAAGCCUAAUCAGUCCCCAAGCGACACGUCUUCUACAAACUUUACGAAUACCCAAAGUAAGAAGUACCAGAGCCUGCUGUAUUAGGAUGCCCACUGGUCCCAGAAUACCCGGGUGAGUGGCUGUAACUACUACUGGGACUGCCAUAAUGAUGCCCAGAAGAGAAAGGCCCAGCGCUCCUGACCUUGUACCCAGAUCCCCCCGAGAACAUGCCACUGGGAUAACUGGACUCAGGAUGCAUCAGAGCGUGCGUUCCAGAUCCAUCCUUGAUAAUGAUGAUUUUGCCAGCGCCUUUGGGAAAGCCACCGCUGAAGAAGGGCCCCGGGGACUUAGAGUAGCUGGCGCUGGCGAGGGCUGGGUGGAUGUAGUUGGACGAAUGACUGGGGCCAGACGAGUGGUAACUUCCAGGGGACUCCCUGUGAAGGCUGCUCAUGAAGCUCUUCAGGGCGCUUGGAGAGAGCCUGUGACCAUCGGAGAAGCUGCUCUGGGCGGAUUCGCCGGCGUAGGAAGAUCCCGGUUGUUUUCCUCCGAUGAAUGAUCCUGAGUGCGCUGGGUAGGAGGCGUGACCCGCCGAUGUCGAGGGUGAGUGACUCGCGUAAUUUACGUUUGAACUCGAGGGAUAAGAAGUGCCGUGCUGGCUGCUAGGAUGAUUAACGCUGCUGGAGUAGGCGGCUGCUUUUGCCACCGAGUAACCACUCAACGGGGACGACGAGUAUGACGACGACGCCGUUGAUGGGGAAGCAUACUCUACCCCCAAGUCCUGAUUUGAUCCUUGACUCCCACUGUAUCCCGAGAAGCUGACAGAUCCUGAGGAGG